CAAUAUCGAUCAGACUAAUGAAGCGUUAAAAAUAUGUUGGCAACAGUGGGCCAAGGCCAUUGAUUCUCCUACGGAAAAAUUUUCUAUUCAAAUUAAAAAAUGACCAUCACAGACGAAACAAUAUUACCCACCGAUGAAGAAUUGACGGUCCAAGAAGUGAAUAUAUCAGGCCCACUUUUGAAAGCAGGAGCUUUUCAUUUGGGAAAAACUUGCGAGUAUGAAAAUAAUGAAUUCAUGUUAUGUCGCAAAGAAUUAAAAGAUCCCCGACAAUGUCUGAACGAGGGCAAGGCCGUUACUAACUGCUCGCUUAAUUUUUUUCGGCAAAUUAAGAGAACUUGUGCUGACGAAUUCACCCAGUAUGCCUACUGUCUUGAUAAAUCUAGCCCUGAUCAGAAGUUAAUACCAUGCAGGAAGACGCAGGCCGUUUUCGACAAAUGCGUAAAAGACAACCUGGGCCUUGAUAGGCCACCUUUCGACUACUUCGGCAGGGUGCAUGUUCAUCAAACAGCUCGUCCAAAGCCCCCAGUGGAGGGUCCGGCUGUUUAUCCAGACGCAACUCCUGGACUUCCAGAGGAUGUAGAGAAGCCACCAGCAAAAUACGGAUCACGUUACUUGUUCAUGUGGUAAUUUCCGACUCAAUCAAGCAAAUUGUAUGUUGGCUACCGCAGAUUCUUAGUAUAUUUGUUAUAAUAAAGUGACUUUAGUUCAACUAAA
Messenger RNA from Dendroctonus ponderosae (mountain pine beetle), 714 nucleotides. It is a transcript of the gene ND-19, whose product is annotated as NADH dehydrogenase [ubiquinone] 1 alpha subcomplex subunit 8. The coding region runs from base 100 to 627 and encodes 175 amino acids. The record is from RefSeq and is a predicted model, not a curated record. NCBI's taxonomy places the organism in Eukaryota, Metazoa, Arthropoda, Insecta, Coleoptera, Curculionidae. The transcript has 3 exons. Gene Ontology annotation, biological process: mitochondrial electron transport, NADH to ubiquinone.